Pongo pygmaeus (Bornean orangutan) is the source of this 1697-nucleotide messenger RNA. RefSeq names its product chibby 1, beta catenin antagonist (gene CBY1). Bases 478 to 1077 code for a protein of 199 amino acids. The transcript is spliced from 7 exons. Gene Ontology annotation, biological process: negative regulation of Wnt signaling pathway. Gene Ontology annotation, cellular component: nucleus. NCBI's taxonomy places the organism in Eukaryota, Metazoa, Chordata, Mammalia, Primates, Hominidae. The record is from RefSeq and is a predicted model, not a curated record.
GGCCGGGGGCCCAGACCAAUGUGUCAGUGGGGAGGGUGAGUGCAGGUCCUGGUCCUAGAGGCAUGAAAAGGACCCCAGAAGACACUGCCUUUGUAUAAUCCGUUUAGUAUCCCGAGGUGAUUCCCGGAGUUUCUGGGGAUUCGCGCAAGCUGGCGCUGGGAACCCCCGCGCCGGUUACCCCUUUCCUCGGUGGUAGAGGCCGGGCGGGGCAGCGCCUGCGCGUGGCGGGCGGGCGGUAGGAGGCGGGUGGGUCAAGGUAGCUCUAGGCUACAGGGUCCUUGCUAGGGGGUCUCUGGAAGCGCUUGGACCCUGGCUUCUGGGACGCGUCAGGUCGCCGUGAAGGUGAUUGUUUGAGAUCGUGCGUGUGAACGUUUGUUGACAGCUGUUACUUGAGUCCGACAGCCCUGGGGGCCGUGCACCUGCGUAACACGGCUACCUCUGAACUCCUUGUGGGACACGUAUACCUUUGAGAAUCCGAUGAAAGCCAAAGAUUCCGCCCUUGUUUUCUUAGAAUUAAAAAUAUUAUCCAGCAAUGCAAAUGAACAAACUAUAACUACACACAGCUGCAUGGAUAAAUGUCAGAAACAUGAUGUUGAGUGUGAGAAGCCAGAUGCAAACGAGGACUCACUGUGCAAUUCUGUGCAUGUACAGUGGCCAGGAGAAGGGAGCGUUGGCUUUGCUUUCAUCAGGACAAAGAUGCCUUUCUUUGGGAAUACGUUCAGUCCGAAGAAGACACCUCCUCGGAAGUCGGCAUCUCUCUCCAACCUGCAUUCUUUGGAUCGAUCAACCCGGGAGGUGGAGCUGGGCUUGGAAUACGGAUCCCCAACUAUGAACCUGGCAGGGCAAAGCCUGAAGUUUGAAAAUGGCCAGUGGAUAGCAGAGACAGGGGUUAGUGGUGGUGUGGACCGGAAGGAGGUUCAGCGCCUUCGCAGGCGCAACCAGCAGUUGGAGGAAGAGAACAAUCUCUUGCGGCUGAAAGUGGACAUCCUGUUAGACAUGCUUUCAGAGUCCACUGCCGAAUCCCACUUAAUGGAGAAGGAACUGGAUGAACUGAGGAUCAGCCGGAAGAGAAAAUGAAGACCCCAGAGACAUUUAUUGGGGAGUAGGAUGUGGCUAAGUGCUUUUUUUUUUUUUUGGCAAGACUGCGGAUUCGGUCCUGGAAGAGAGUAUCAUAUAAUGGGAUCCACAGGCACUGGCACCCUUGGGUUGGCAAUAGAAGGUGACAUGGAAUGGAGAAAACCAAGAUUCCAGAUGGGGAUAGUAACUAGAAGGUGCUUCAGAUGCACUGCCUGCAGAUGCCAAUCUGAAAACCAGACCGCAUGGAGGCCUGGGGCUGCUGACGAGCUUUUUGGUGCUCUCCACACACGAGCUCACAAACACACAUGUCCCAGAAUAGCUUUGUUGGGCCCUGUUGGGAGAAGCGGCUAGAGUUCAUUCUCUCACCCCCUUAUGUUGGUGUUUGGGGUGUGACAGCAGUUCUACAGAGCUCUGUGUUAGGGGUCAUGGAUGAGCGGCUCUCUUGGCUCUUAAAGGCAGGCCUCUCUCUUCUUGCCUUUAAAGAAUCCUCCUUCCUCACACUGGCCUCCUCUGGCUUCAGCUUCUCAGCAGCAAGCACCAGCCUUCCACAGCAACACUACAUUUUUAUGCUACUUUCCUGUUUGCACUACUACUUUUUUAUUAAAUGAUGUGAAAUAAUC